This is a messenger RNA of Myotis lucifugus (little brown bat), 4535 nucleotides long. RefSeq names its product unc-5 netrin receptor B (gene UNC5B). Gene Ontology annotation, biological process: netrin-activated signaling pathway; anterior/posterior axon guidance. Lineage: Eukaryota; Metazoa; Chordata; Mammalia; Chiroptera; Vespertilionidae. The record is from RefSeq and is a predicted model, not a curated record. The coding region runs from base 1 to 2871 and encodes 956 amino acids. The transcript has 17 exons. Gene Ontology annotation, molecular function: netrin receptor activity; protein binding. Gene Ontology annotation, cellular component: membrane.
AUGUCCAGCUCGCUGGGCACUGUGUCCUCUCACCACCAACUGCCCAAGCUGUCAGGCCCUAGAGGCUACCGUGUACCUGCAGAGAAGGCGUCUCCCUGCCUGGCUGAGGGAAGCACUGAUUCCGGCAGCGAGGUGCUCCCUGAGUCCUUCCCGUCGGUGCCGGCCGAGCCGCUGCCCCACUUCCUCCAGGAGCCGCAAGACGCCUACAUCGUGAAGAACAAGCCGGUGGAGCUGAGCUGCCGCGCCUUCCCUGCCACACAGAUCUACUUCAAGUGCAACGGCGAGUGGGUCAGCCAGAAUGACCAUGUCACACAGGAGGGCCGGGACGAGGCCACGGGCCUGCGGGUGCGAGAGGUGCAGAUCGAGGUGUCCCGACAGCAGGUGGAGGAACUGUUUGGGCUGGAGGAUUACUGGUGCCAGUGCGUGGCCUGGAGCUCUGCGGGCACCACCAAGAGUCGCCGGGCCUAUGUCCGCAUCGCAUAUCUGCGCAAGAACUUCGACCAGGAGCCUCUGGGCAAGGAAGUACCCCUGGACCACGAGGUUCUCCUGCAAUGCCGCCCACCAGAGGGGGUGCCUGUGGCUGAGGUGGAAUGGCUCAAAAAUGAGGACAUCAUUGACCCCACCCAGGACUCCAACUUCCUGCUCACCAUUGACCACAACCUCAUCAUCCGCCAGGCCCGCCUGUCAGACACGGCCAACUAUACCUGCGUGGCCAAGAACAUCGUGGCCAAGCGCCGCAGCACCACGGCCACCGUCAUCGUCUAUGUGAACGGCGGAUGGUCCAGCUGGGCAGAGUGGUCGCCCUGCUCCAACCGCUGUGGCCGAGGCUGGCAGAAGCGCACACGGACCUGCACCAACCCCACCCCGCUCAACGGAGGAGCCUUCUGUGAGGGCCAGGCCUUCCAGAAGACUUCCUGCACCACCGUGUGCCCAGUGGAUGGAGCGUGGACAGAGUGGAGCAAGUGGUCAGCCUGUAGCACGGAGUGUGCCCACUGGCGCAGCCGAGAGUGCAUGGCACCCCCACCCCAGAACGGAGGCCGAGACUGCAGCGGGACCCUGCUCGACUCCAAGAACUGCACCGACGGGCUGUGCAUGCAGAAUAAGAAAACUCUAAGUGACCCCAAAAGCCACCUCCUGGAGUCCUCGGGGGACGUGGCGCUGUAUGCCGGCAUCGUGGUGUCCAUCCUGGUGGUGGUGGCGGUCCUCAUGGUGGUGGCGGUGGUGGUGUACCGCCGCAACUGCCGAGACCUGGACACUGACAUCACCGACUCGUCCGCCGCCCUCACCGGAGGCUUCCACCCCGUCAACUUCAAGACGGCGAGGCCCAACCACCCACAGCUCCUGCACCCUUCUGUGCCCCCCGACCUCACUGCCAGUGCCGGCAUCUACCGCGGGCCCGUGUACGCCCUGCAGGACUCGGCCGACAAGAUCCCCAUGACCAACUCGCCCCUGCUGGACCCCCUGCCCAGCCUCAAGAUCAAGGUCUACAGCUCCAGCACCACCGGCUCCGGGUCAGGCCUGCCAGAUGGGGCUGACCUGCUGGGGGUCCUGCCGCCCGGCACGUACCCUGGCGACUUCUCCCGGGACACCCACUUCAUGCACCUGCGCAGCGCCAGCCUCGGCUCCCAGCAGCUCCUGGGCCUGCCCCGGGAGCCGGGGAGCAGCGUCAGCGGCACGUUUGGCUGCCUGGGCGGGAGGCUCAGCAUCCCCGGCACAGGGGUCAGCCUGCUGGUGCCCAAUGGAGCCAUCCCCCAGGGCAAGUUCUACGAAAUGUACCUCCUUAUCAACAAGGCAGAAAACGCCCUCCCACUUUUGGAAGGGACCCAGACAGUAUUGAGCCCCUCGGUGACCUGCGGGCCCACAGGCCUCCUGCUGUGCCGCCCGGUCAUCCUCACGGUGCCCCACUGUGCCGAAGUCAGUGCCAGCAGCUGGAUCUUCCAGCUCAAGACCCAGGCCCACCAGGGCCACUGGGAGGAGGUGGUGACCCUGGAUGAGGAGACCCUGGACACCCCUUGCUACUGCCAGCUGGAGGCCAGGUCCUGCCACAUCCUGUUAGACCAGCUGGGCACCUACGUGUUCACGGGUGAGUCCUACUCCCGCUCAGCCGUCAAGCGGCUCCAGCUGGCCAUCUUCGCCCCAGCCCUCUGCACAUCCCUGGAGUACAGCCUCAGGGUCUACUGCCUGGAGGACACGCCUGUAGCGUUGAAGGAGGUGCUGGAGCUGGAGCGGACCUUGGGCGGAUACCUCGUGGAGGAGCCCAAACCCCUGCUGUUCAAGGACAGUUACCAUAACCUGCGCCUCUCCCUCCACGACAUCCCGCAUGCCCACUGGAGGAGCAAGCUGCUGGCCAAAUACCAGGAGAUCCCCUUCUGUCACAUUUGGAGUGGCAGCCAGAGGGCCCUUCACUGCACCUUCACCCUGGAGAGGCACAGCCUGGCCUCCACCGAGUUCACCUGCAAGAUCUGCGUGCGGCAGGUGGAGGGGGAGGGCCAGAUAUUCCAGCUGCACACCACACUGGCAGAGACACCCGCUGGCUCCCUGGACGCCCUCUGCUCUGCUCCCAGCAGCGCGCUCACCACCCAGCUGGGACCCUAUGCCUUCAAGAUCCCGCUGUCCAUCCGCCAGAAGAUAUGCAACAGCCUGGACGCCCCUAACUCGCGGGGCAAUGACUGGCGCCUGUUGGCGAAGAAGCUCUCCAUGGACCGGUACCUGAACUACUUCGCCACCAAAGCGAGCCCCACGGGUGUGAUCCUGGACCUCUGGGAAGCUCUACAGCAGGAUGACGGGGACCUCAACAGCCUGGCCAGUGCCUUGGAGGAGAUGGGCAAGAGUGAGAUGCUGGUGGCCAUGGCCACCGAUGGGGACUGCUGAGCCGCCCCCAACUGCGGGCUGCUAGGGACUGGCAGAGGCGGGUGCAGGGAGGUCCAGGCACCUCCUGUGUGGCAGUUCACCUCCGCUGCCCCCCAGUUCACAGCCGGGGUCACCCUCCUCCUCCCUUGCCCUACCCCAGACCACGACCAGCCUUAGGAAUCCAUGGACUCUGGUGUUCCUCUCCCCCCACCCCCCUCCCCACCCCACCAUCUCUCCUGGCUCAGUCCUUCGUGCAGAAACCAGGGUGGGCUGAGGCCUCUGGAAGCGGGAGCAAGGGGGUGGCCCUCCCUCCACCCCCACCCUCCACCUGCAGCCCUGGUUUGUCUUCGUUUCGUUCUUGAUUUUCUUCCUCAGCUAAUGGUUUCUCCCUGCUCCCUAAGCCCUCUGUCUUCACACCAUUUUCCUCUUUGAAGAUCAGUCAAGUCCACAUGCUUUCUCCAUCCAAAAGCUAAAAGGAAAGGAAGCAAACUUGCUUCAGGAAGAAGAAAAACACCAAAACCACACGGGAAAAGGAAAACCCAGUUUCUUAGGAAACGCAAAUGAUUUAUUAUCCAGGUAUUUGGAUAAGUCCUUUUUAAGAAAAAAAAGAGAAAAAGAAAAAAACAACACAAAAAAAAUAGAAAACUCUUUUCUUGAGUGUGGGUGUGCUCACGGUUCUGGCCAGGAGCCAGUGUGUGUGUGUGUGUGUGUGUGUGUGUGUGUGUGUGAGAGAGAGAGAGAGAGAGAGAGAGAGAGAGAGAGAGAGACAGACACUGAGCUGGAGCACUUUGCUGCUGCUGACCCCAUCUUGGACUGACUUUUACAAGGCCUCCCUCCGUGUCCCCAGUUGUAAAGGCUCAAAUGGUACACGUUUCGCUCUAAAGUCUUAAGCAGACGCUGCACACAUAAAGCCAAGGAGCCCUGGAGUGGGGCUCUUGAGCCCCAGCUCAAGGUGGGGCUCUCCCUCCACAUCCCAGGCAGAUACCCCCCGGGCUCCUCUGGGCCCUGAGAUGGAACAUGUGGGCCACCCAGGCCAGCUGUGCGCCUUGGAGAUGGUUUCCAGCUCCUGGAGAGGGGGUGUGGCCAGGAAGCGGGGUCCUAGCAGAGAAAGAUGUGGGAGAUGAGCCCCCACUGGACACCUCUACUCCACCCGAGGGUGGGGCCAGCCAGGGCCCCCUCCCAGCAGCCUCUGGAGCAGGUUGGCAUUCUCCUGAACCCAGGCGUCCAGGAGGCACCCUUCCCCAGCCUGUUUCUCUUCUAUAAGACAGAGGGGUGGCGAGAGGGCCUUGUGAGCAGCACAGUCUGUCUGGGCCUCGGUGUGGCUUUGAGAAGCGUGUGGGCAGCAGCCCUGCAGUGGGAGGCAGGGAGUGGGUGGCCCGCCUGCGCAGGACAUGCCCUCUGCCCGCCCUGUAGAGGAGAGGGUGGAGGGCACUUUCCCAGCUCUGGUCUCCACAGGCACCUCCCUGCCUCCUCCUCUCACCCUCCCUCUGCUCUGGGAGAUCAUGAGUAGAUCACCUUUGAACAGGAAGGGUUGCCAGUGGAGGGCUGCACCCCCUCACCAGCCUGGACCGGGAUGUCCUGAGGGGCCAGCAGGGUCCUGACUCGGGGAGGGACCCGUCCCCGGCCCUUGGCAGCUAUCUGACAAUGGCUGGGAUCAGGCUCCCACAGCUGGCAUGGAGACCUCA